AUGCUCUGGUCUGCAAUGACCUGGGUACAACUGGAAGGGAGUGCAACAACACCAAUAAAAGUUAUGAACGCUCAAACCGAUUAUCAGAAUCAUAGAAAUUCAGUCCAUUCUUUGAAGAAAAAGCGUUGUUCGGGGAAGCCAACAAAGUUAUGUAAACAUUGUUUAAAAAGUUCUGGUGAAGGCUCACUUGGAAUAUUUCAACAAGUUGCUGAGAUCAUAAGAGCAUGUUUUGAGUUCAUCCUUCAGUUAUUAAUUGGUUCAAUAAAUUCUAUAGUCUCUUUAGUGUUUGAUGCUGUUACAGAUAUAAUCACAGGAUCAGUUUCUGCCACGGGGUCUAUGGCUGCUGAACUUGCAGAGAAAUUGAAGACUUCGUUUGAAGAAUCAUUGAAACAGGUGCCAGAACUAAUUGAGGAAGUGUUUGAUAUGAUGUCAAAUAUGGUCACUGAUUUGUGGAACAAUUAUAAGGAAGCUGUGGGGUAUGUUACAGGAAAUGUUUGA
Messenger RNA from Vicia faba (fava bean), 498 nucleotides. The record is from the annotation of a GenBank genome assembly. Lineage: Eukaryota; Viridiplantae; Streptophyta; Magnoliopsida; Fabales; Fabaceae.